AUGUUGCUUUUGAUGGAGUUGACAAAAAAGAUCAGGUGGAAAUUCGUAAUUCAAAAUUUCGCCCAAGUCGGCCUAAUGAUCUUCUAUUUCGCCUUUAUCCUGGAGCAAUUUGUGACGCCGGUCUUUUAUACCUUUGGUACACAGCCUUUCGAACCAAUGUGGUUCGUCAAGAAUAUUAUCGACGCGAGCAUUCCCGGGGUCCUCGUUUUCAUCUCCGGGAACUAUCUUCUGCUGCACGCGUGGAUGAAUGCCUGGGCGGAGAUGCUGCGAUUCGCUGACCGGUUGUUUUAUAAGGAUUGGUGGAACUCCACGUCCUACCGCAUGUAUCAUCGCACGUGGAACGUGGUGGUCCAAGACUGGCUCUACGCGUACAUCUACAAGGAUAUGUACGAGAUCGUGGUGCCGCGCAACAAGUCGCUCGCGACCUUCACCGUAUUUCUCAUAUCAACCAUCUGGCACGAAUAUAUCUUUGCGUUCACGUUCCAUUUCUUCUACCCAGUGUUCUUGAUUGUUUUCGGCGUAUCCUUUAUUCUAACCUUGUGCAACGUCUUCAACAACAUCAGCAUGUGGGUGAGCUUCUGCAUCGGCAACGGCAUUCUGGUCAGUUUGUAUGCGACAGAAUAUUAUGCCCGUUACAACUGUUCGCCAUAUUCCGAUUACUAUGCGGACUUGCUUCUACCGCGAAGCUGGAACUGUCAGAGGCAACUUGCCGUGUAGGGUGUUCAUCUUCCAGCGAUGAAUUCUUUUCGCGGGAUAAUUUAUUUACCGUUUCAGAGAAACUAUUAGCGGGGAAUUAAUCUCGAAGUGAAAAGUGACGGAGAAGCUCUCCGCUAUUAUUGUACAUAUGUUAAUAAUUGAUUAUUAUGCAUAAUUACCGGCAAAUAUAUAUAAUUAUUGAUUUUGUUAAAUUUAAUAAAUUUCAUAUGUAUCAUUAUAAUAUAAUAUA
This is a messenger RNA of Formica exsecta, 946 nucleotides long. Its product is annotated as sterol O-acyltransferase 2-like. Lineage: Eukaryota; Metazoa; Arthropoda; Insecta; Hymenoptera; Formicidae. The transcript has 3 exons. Gene Ontology annotation, cellular component: endoplasmic reticulum membrane. Gene Ontology annotation, biological process: cholesterol metabolic process. The record is from RefSeq and is a predicted model, not a curated record. The coding region runs from base 1 to 717 and encodes 238 amino acids.